UGAACUGUACCUACGAGCUGCAUGCUUUGACAAUCAUGGAUGUGGUGGAGAGAAAUGCCAAUAAAACUCAAUUAAUCCAAUUUUGAUUCGCUGAUUAGAGAUAAUGCAACACCUUUAGCCUGAGAUAAAUCUUUGCUGUUGUGAGAUUUAAAUGAAGCUUAACAUAGUGAAUCAUCACAGCACGUGCGCGGAUGUCUGUCCAGAUAAAUCAUGGACUGGAUCUUCAUGUUUCCACCACCUCACUGACUACAACUGAAAUACUUGACGGACUAUUUUCUUUCAGGAACACUGUGUUUAAAAAAAUGAAACAAACUACAAACUUCCCUUUAAUAUGAAAACCGUUUUUUCUGACGCAGUCUAAGGCGGAGGUGAAGAAGGAGUCCGGUGAGUCCAGUCCGUCGGAGGGCGCCUGUCUCUGCUCUCCUCCGGGGGCCAAGAACCAGUGCGCCAGCUGCGGCAUGGAGAUCCAGGACCGGUACCUGCUCAAGGUCAACAACCUGAACUGGCAUUUGGGAUGUUUGGAGUGUUCAGUGUGCAGAGCGUCUCUGCGCCAACACAACAGCUGCUACGUUAAAAACAAAGAAAUCUACUGCAAACUGGAUUAUUUCAGUAGGUUCGGCACCAAGUGCGCCCAGUGUGGCCGGCAGGUGUACGCGAGUGACUGGGUGCGGCGGGCUCGGGGCAGCGUGUACCACCUGGCCUGCUUCGCCUGCUUCUCCUGUAAGAGGCAGCUGUCCACCGGGGAGGAGUUUGGCCUGGUGGAGGGAAGGGUGCUCUGCCGCAGCCACUAUGACAUCAUGCUGGACAACCUCCGCAGGGCUGCAGAAAAUGGCACAGGGCUGACUCUGGAAGGAGCGCUGCCCUCUGAUCAGGACUGCCAACCAAAACCAGCCAAGAGGGCGCGGACGUCGUUCACUGCUGAGCAACUGCAGGUGAUGCAGUCUCAGUUCGCUCAGGACAACAACCCUGACGCUCAGACGCUACAGAAGCUGGCAGAAGUGACGGGGCUGAGCAGACGAGUCAUACAGGUUUGGUUUCAGAACUGCCGCGCGCGACACAAAAAGCAGCCGCCACAGAGCAGCUUCUCUCAGAGCGCUCCGCUGUCCAGGAUGCCUCCAUCGCUGCCAGACGAUAUCCACUAUUCACCGUUCAGCAGCCCGGACCGACCGCAUCUACUGGCCCUGCACGGAUACCUGGACACUCAUCCCUUCUCCGUCCUCGCUGCCCCGGGCCACUUGACCCAUCCGUCCAUCUCUUUACCACAGCUUCCCAUCAGCCGCUGACUUCCUGCGUCUGCUUUUUGCAGCGUCACCACACUGAUGUUGUGAAAAAAAAAUCCACUGGGACGUACUGUCAGUAAUCUGCUCUGUUUGGGAGUCUAAUCCCCCGCGGGCAGCCGGGACCUCGGCGAUCUGUUUUCAAUCAAGUCGGAUUCUUCGCUGCGAGAGUUCUGAGCUCAGCUUUGUCUUAUAAAGACAGCAGACUGUGGCGAUUGGAGAAAUGUCCCACCUCCACGCCAACAUGGGAGUUUUUUUGUCUUGUUUUUUUAUGGUGCAGAGAAGAAGACCACUUUUAUUUCAUUUUUUUUCCUCUUUUUUGAUGGGACAUGAAACAUUGCAUCAGGUCAGGAUUUCUCCUUUUGUUUACCCACUCAUACAAGGUAUUUUAAUUAAAUUGCUGCAAAAUGAGCUCUCAGAAACGAAGGGAAAAAGCAGUGUUGUAGCAGUAUUUCAGUAAAACCUGCAUUUUUGUCUGUAUUGGUGAUGAGCACAUUUGCAGCUUUACUGUUGUUUGUUGUUGUGUUGUUGUCAGAAAAUGGAAACUCUUAUUUAUUCAGAACAAAACUUCACUUUUAAAAAGCACUUUUAAAUGUGUCUUGAAAUUGAAUAAUUCAGUGAUUGUAC
Messenger RNA from Chelmon rostratus (copperband butterflyfish), 1904 nucleotides. RefSeq names its product LIM homeobox 6b (gene lhx6b). Gene Ontology annotation, cellular component: nucleus. Gene Ontology annotation, biological process: neuron differentiation; forebrain neuron development; regulation of transcription by RNA polymerase II. Gene Ontology annotation, molecular function: RNA polymerase II transcription regulatory region sequence-specific DNA binding; DNA-binding transcription factor activity, RNA polymerase II-specific. Lineage: Eukaryota; Metazoa; Chordata; Actinopteri; Chaetodontiformes; Chaetodontidae. The coding region runs from base 459 to 1283 and encodes 274 amino acids. The transcript is spliced from 8 exons. The record is from RefSeq and is a predicted model, not a curated record.